AUGGCGUCGACAACCGCCUCGAAUGUGGUAUCAUCUAUCCUUGUCAUAGGAGGAGGCCCCGGAGGAAGUUACACCGCGACCGUACUGGCGCGAGAAGGACUGGAUGUGGUCCUUCUGGAGGCAUCUAAGUUUCCAAGGUAUCACGUUGGAGAGGGAAUGCUCCCUUCCAUGAGACAUUUCCUAAGAUAUAUUGACCUCGAGGAUGAGUUCCACAACCAUGGUUUCAUGCACAAGCCUGGUGCAUGUUUUGUGCUUAAUCAAGGGUUACAAAUGACCUACACAGAUUUCUCAGCCCUUGGUCCAAGCAUGACCACGUGGAAUGUUAUCCGUUCCGAGUCUGAUGAAAUGAUGCUAUGCCAUGCAUCUCGGCAGGGUGUCAAGGUGUUUGAAGAGACAAGGGUGGAAUCGAUUGAGUUUCGAGAUGGGGAAUCCUCUGGGAGGCCCAUAGCAGCAACAUGGAAGAACAAGGAAGGUCAAUCUGGAAGGAUUCAUUUCGAGUGGCUUGUAGAUGCCUCUGGGAGAGCUGGUAUCAUGUCCACCAGGUACUUGCACAACAGGCAGUAUAGGGAAGGUCUGCGGAAUAUCGCGGUCUGGGGAUAUUGGAAAGGUGUGAAGAUCAACCAGGCUGGUACCAGACGGUCCAAUGCACCUUGGUUUGAAGCUAUGUCCGAUGAACUUGGCUGGGCAUGGCUGAUCCCUCUGCAUGAUGGCACCACAUCCAUUGGUGUAGUCAUGCAUCAGAAUAUCUCUAACAAGAAGAAGGCAGAUUAUCCCGGAGGUCGACCAACUUUGACUGAACACUAUCUUGACCAGAUGAAGUUCUUGCCUGGUGUGCUAGACUUGAUUGGCAAUGAAGGAUCACUAGUUGAAGGCAGCAUCAAAAGCUCCACUGACUACAGCUACCAUUCCUCAAGCUAUUCUGGAGACCAUUUUCGGAUCCUAGGCGAUGCAGCAUCCUUUGUUGACCCUUUCUUUGCAUCUGGGGUACACAUUGCAAUGACAGGUGCAUUGUCUGCAGCAACUUCAAUCUGUGCUUCAAUGAAAAGCCAAGUUACCGAAACCCAGGCUCAACAGUGGCAUAACACCAAAGUUGGAAUUUGUCACACUCGGUUUCUUAUCAUUGUGUUGAGUGCAUACAAACAGAUGCAGAAUCAGCGUCAUGCUAUUCUAUCAGAUGUCAAUGACAACAACUUCGACAAAGUAUUUUCUUUCUUCAAGCCUGUCAUACAAGGCUUUGCCGACACAACCCCAGAGCUUACUGACUCCAAACUCGAUAGCCUCAUUGACUUCUGCAUUAACCUCUUCGAGCGUACAAAAGAGGAGGAACACAUUUCCGUUGCCAAAAGGGUGCAACCUGAUUUACUCUCACUGCAAGGACCAGCCAUGGGUGACAAGGAGCUAGAUGAAGCUGUGGGACCUGAAGAUGUUGAAGCAAAAAGAGUUCUUAGUCGCAUCAAUGCCCUGAAGAUUUUACAAAAUGAUGUUAGCCCAGUUGGGUUUGGCAAGGAAGCUGUGGAUGGUUAUGUUGUGCGGUUGAAGAGGGGAGAGCUGGGUCUCGUAAAAGAGUCUGUCAUGUAG
Messenger RNA from Gloeophyllum trabeum ATCC 11539, 1578 nucleotides. RefSeq names its product FAD/NAD P-binding domain-containing protein. Gene Ontology annotation, molecular function: FAD binding; catalytic activity. NCBI's taxonomy places the organism in Eukaryota, Fungi, Basidiomycota, Agaricomycetes, Gloeophyllales, Gloeophyllaceae. The transcript is spliced from 10 exons. Bases 1 to 1578 code for a protein of 525 amino acids. The record is from RefSeq and is a predicted model, not a curated record.